Daldinia decipiens is the source of this 2230-nucleotide messenger RNA. RefSeq lists its product as uncharacterized. Gene Ontology annotation, molecular function: zinc ion binding; fructose-bisphosphate aldolase activity. The coding region runs from base 471 to 1553 and encodes 360 amino acids. Gene Ontology annotation, cellular component: cytosol. Gene Ontology annotation, biological process: glycolytic process; gluconeogenesis. NCBI's taxonomy places the organism in Eukaryota, Fungi, Ascomycota, Sordariomycetes, Xylariales, Hypoxylaceae. The record is from RefSeq and is a predicted model, not a curated record. The transcript is spliced from 3 exons.
CUGAGAAAGAGCUGUACAUACCUAUACCUUAGGUACCUACCUAGAUGGCGUCCAUUGCUCCGCGAAGUACCCGGGACGGCAAAUGCGCCACUAGUAGAAAGCCAAAGGAGCCAAAGAAGCCACCUAAAAAGAUGGAAGCUUUGGCCAGAAUGUUUCAGGGCAUGAUACGAUUUUACUUCGAAAUAACUCGGGUAGUUGCUCUCCAUAAUAAAUCUCGACCGUCUGCGUCACCGUGGAUCAAGUCUGGCCGAAAAAAGACCCCUCCAUAGCCCUUAUAGCCCCCCCCCCCUCUUCUUCUUUCUUCAACAUUUUGUCGUCACUGUUUUAAUUCCCUCAGACAUCUUACCAAAUUCACAUCAGAUACUAAUACCUUCAUCGACACUUUUAUCUCUCGCCGUAGCAUACCUCACUACCUAUACCUUAUUACCUUCCUUCUAACUCAUCAUUUAUCACGUCGCCUUAGAUUCACGAUGGGUUUGAUUGACAAACUAAAUCUUAAGCCUGGUGUCAUCUACGGCCAGGAUGUCUACAAGUUGUUCCAGUACGCCAAAGAGAACGAGUUCGCUCUCCCCGCCGUCAAUGUGACCUCGUCCUCUACUGUCGUUGCUGUCCUUGAGGCCGCUAAGGAGUCGAAAUCACCUGUUGUUAUUCAGGUUUCCAAUGGAGGUGCAGCUUUCUUUGCUGGCAAGUCCAUCCCGAACACAAACCAAGAAGCCUCCGUUGCUGGUGCCAUUGCCGCCGCCCACUUUGUCCGCGCAAUUGCCCCUGUUUACGGUGUCCCCGUUGUCCUACACAGUGACCACUGUGCCAAGAAGCUACUGCCUUGGCUGGAUGGCAUGAUUGAUGCCGAUGAGGCAUGGUUUAAGGAGCACGGCACACCUCUAUUCAGCAGCCACAUGAUCGAUCUAUCGGAAGAAGACGUCAAGUACAACAUUGAGACAACAGCCAAAUACUUAAAGCGAUCUCAACCCUUGAACCUAUGGUUGGAAAUGGAAGUCGGCUUAACGGGUGGCGAGGAGGACGGUGUCAACAACGAAGAUGUCGACAACAACUCUCUCUACACGCAGCCCGAGGAUAUCCUUGCCAUCUAUGAGGCACUUAGUCCCAUCUCUAACUUAUUCAGCAUUGCUGCUGGCUUCGGCAAUGUCCACGGUGUCUACCAGCCGGGCAACGUAAAGCUCCACCCCGAACUCCUCGGCAAGCACCAGGCCCAUGUUGCCCAAAAGCUCGGCGACGGCCAGGCUAAGCCAGUCUUCUUCGUCUUCCACGGCGGCUCUGGCUCAAGCAAGGCAGAGUUCCUCGAGGCUAUCUCCCACGGUGUUGUCAAGGUCAACCUCGACACCGAUCUCCAGUGGGCCUACCUCGUCGGUCACCGAGACUACAUCCUAAACAACAUCGACUACCUAAGAACUCAGGUCGGCAACCCCGAGGGUCCCCACAAGCCGAACAAGAAGAAGUACGACCCCCGUGUGUGGGUAAGGGAAGGUGAGAAGACGAUGAAGGCCCGUGUCAUCGAGGCACUUGAGGAUUUCCGCACAGCCGGCAAGCUAUAAAUAAAUUAAUUAAAUAGGGGCGUUGUUAGACGAGAUUACCACGAAGAGGGUUCUAAAAUAGUCAAAAUUCGAUAUAGCCUGUCCUGAACUUUUCCACCUCGAUUUUAAGGAUUGAUUUGAUCACUACAACCUAUUUGCACAGUGAAUUUGAUAACGUUGGUUAUUUCAUAGACUGUAUUUGUCUCCCGCGUGUGCUUGCCGUCGAUAACGUGGGAUACCUAAUAUUUCAGACGUGAAUAACCGAGGCCCGGAAUCGUCCACAGACGAUAGCCAAGGAUCGGGAUCGGGUGAGAGAUCCCGUCAAGCAAACACAUCAGAAUGGGAAUAUUAGGCGAUUGUAUCCGCUCGUAACAGACUAACCUAGGACAUUAAUUAUAGGCUAUACUCUACAUUUGUGUCAUGUGGCCGAAUAUCCAACACGACUCAUUCAGGAGUAUAGGAUCUGCUUUGGAAGAGUGUUGGUACCGCAUCACAUUAUCAUAUACACGAUUCAAUGCAUAAAUCCUUUAGCUACAUGCAUUACAAUACCUAGUGCCCGUGUCAGCCAUCCUAAUGUUUAAGUACUGUCGAAUGCGGGGUUUCCCCGUACUCCAAAAUAGUGCAUUCGCAUUCACCGUCGCAGUAUACGGACCGUAUCUUCAAAAAUCGCUAUGUAGCACAUAAUCGGGGAAUACAAG